CCGUCGCUGUCGUUCUCCACUUUGUGUUGAGCUUCACACAGUCGACCUCAGCCUCCAGACCAGUGUGGUGAAGGAGAUCCCAGAGCAUCCAGGAGAAAACAUGGACUUCAACGGAACAUGGCAGGUUUACUCCCAGGAGAACUACGAGGAGUUCCUCAGGACCAUGGAGCUUCCAGAAGACGUCAUCAAGAUGGCCAAGGACAUCAAACCAGUGACGGAGAUCAAGCAGAACGGCAACGACUUUGUGAUCACCUCCAAGACGCCUGGGAAGACUGUGACCAACGCCUUUACCAUCGGCAAGGAGGCCGAAAUCACCACCAUGGACGGCAAGAAGCUCAAGUGCACUGUCAACAUGGAGAAUGGCAAAAUGGUCUGUAAUACCGGAAAGUUCUCCCACAUCCAGGAGCUGAAGGGAGGAGAAAUGAUCGAGACACUGACCAUGGGCUCGACAUCUCUGAUCAGGAGGAGCAGGAAGAUGUAAACUCGGCCGUGAAGAAGCCGAAGUCUAUUUAAAUAAAAGAUUUUCCCUAAAAAGAAA
Cynoglossus semilaevis (tongue sole) is the source of this 538-nucleotide messenger RNA. RefSeq names its product fatty acid binding protein 10a, liver basic (gene fabp10a). Bases 101 to 481 code for a protein of 126 amino acids. The record is from RefSeq and is a predicted model, not a curated record. The transcript has 4 exons. NCBI's taxonomy places the organism in Eukaryota, Metazoa, Chordata, Actinopteri, Pleuronectiformes, Cynoglossidae. Gene Ontology annotation, molecular function: lipid binding.